Messenger RNA from Exophiala spinifera, 2409 nucleotides. RefSeq lists its product as uncharacterized. Gene Ontology annotation, molecular function: zinc ion binding; DNA binding; DNA-binding transcription factor activity, RNA polymerase II-specific. The transcript has a single exon. Gene Ontology annotation, biological process: DNA-templated transcription; regulation of DNA-templated transcription. Lineage: Eukaryota; Fungi; Ascomycota; Eurotiomycetes; Chaetothyriales; Herpotrichiellaceae. The coding region runs from base 1 to 2409 and encodes 802 amino acids. The record is from RefSeq and is a predicted model, not a curated record. Gene Ontology annotation, cellular component: nucleus.
AUGGAUACUCUGGUUGCCAGAGUGCAGACCCCAGGCCACGAGCAGCGGCCCAAGACGAGAAGAGCUGCCGUGGCCUGUCGAAGAUGCCGUCGUCUGCGCGUCAAAUGCCGCUACUUGUCCACUCAUGAACCUUGCGAGCAGUGUAGUCACGCUGGCCAUAAAUGUGUCUUCCCCCAGCGCGGCGAACCUGACUAUGACCGGGCAUAUCGACACGAGCGCCGGCGAAAACAGCAAACUCCAAGCCGGCAGCCGUCGACGAGCAGCGAGCCAGUGGCUCAAUCAAGACCCCAUUCCCAGCCAGGAGUCAAUGCAGUGGUGCCGAGCGCGUCACGGUCGUCUGAUGCGCUGAUAGAUGGCGACGAGGGGCCUUUCGUGCCUGGAAUCAACCAUGACAAAGGACAUGCGAUACUAUCCAGAGGCAAUGGCUGGGAUCUACUUCCCCCUUUCGAAGAAGUGGUCGAGGGCUGUCAGGUGUUCACCACAUCAUAUUUCCAGCUGGGCUUUCUUCCAAAGACGAACUUCUUCGAGCGCUUACACAAAGACAAAGAGGACAUCAGUGUGUUUCUCCUCCUCUGCAUCCUCAGCAUCUCUGCACGAUUUACGCCAAGCUUAGUUGCACGUUAUGGGAGCGGCCAGAAUGCGACAAAUUGUUUUCUCCGGAGUGCAGCUAGCAUGGUACCUGCACACAUGUACAAGCCUAGUUUGGAAUCGAUGCAGGGCUUCUUCCUCAUGAGCCUUGCCGAGUGGGGAAAAGGAGAGAAAGACAGAAGUUCUACGCACAUGGGCAUUGCCGUGCGUAUGGCAGGCACCUUGCGUCUUCACCGCGAGGAAACCUAUUACCUGCCCGAAGGCGCCGCAGCUGAUAAAGUGGUCGAGUCGGAGGUGAUCAGAAGGACCUUUUGGAUGUUGCAAAACCAUGAAGACUUGUUCUCGGGGCUUCAUUCACCCUCGUCGUUUUCGCUGGGCGACAUCACCACACUCCUGCCCUGUGAGGAACAAGACUUUGCCUUUGGUAUAGCUCCAACUGAGAGGGCGGCAUUGAUGGGGACGCCACCUGCUAUCAAGCACGAAGAGCUUGCCAAAUCACCGUCGCGCUCCCUGUUUGCCACGCUGAUCCAGUCUCACAACAUCUGGGGCCAGAUCGCACGUCGCGUUGCACACAACGAGGCAGCAGACCAGCAAGAAUCUGGCGGACAAGCAAAAGGGUCAAUGCCCUUGGGCAAAGAGGAAUACGUGCGUCUCUCUGCUCUGCUGAAAGACUUUGAAGAGAACCUUCCCCGCCGUCAUCAAUGGUCGGUAUGGAAUCUGAGAGGGUUCAGGGCUCAGGGACUCGACUUGGCCUACCUUUCGGUGGUGAUGAUGAUUCGGCUGAGUACCAUCAUCUUGCGAAGAAGCCACGUUCCGGGCUCAUUCGAGACCUACAGCACCAGCACAAGCAUAGCAAGCCCGACGACGGCAAACUCCCAUGCACACGCAGAUGCUUCACGUCCUUCAGCGAUGGAGCGUGAGACCAUCACCGUCGCUGAAGAGCUGUUCAACAAUAUGGUCAUUCUGCAUGACCAGAUCGACGCGUACUUUUCCCUCCGGUCUCCAAAUGAAGGGUUCCCGGCCUUCGUGGUGUUCUGCAUCUACAUCUGUGGCUCGCUGGCCAACCAUCUUCAAAAGGGCGACAAAGCCUUCCCGACCGUGGAAAAUGCCCACGCCCGUGCCACGAAGAUCUUGGGAUCAUCCACGAAACUCUUGAGCGACGUGCAAGACUCGUGGCCCAUGGCAAGGAGGUGGAGUGAUGCCUUGCUGAGAGCCUACCAGAAACAGGCGACGACCGCCAAAACGUCGGCCUCUGUCGAGGCUACGGCCUCCUCUCGGCACGGCACAGAAAAGACUGGUCGCGGCAGUACAAGCAGAGGUAACGGCACCAGCAGCGCGCGUCGUGGCAGAUGGCCUCAUUCCUCUGCUGCAUCUGCCACUGUAACUGCUACUGCUACCACCACUGCGGUCAGUCGAAUGGCGGCUCCUGCCCCGGCCCCAGGGCCUCCUCCGCCACCAUCCACUCCUUACCAACAGCGACAGGUCAGGGAAGACGACGAACUCGAACGCGGCGACAACGAUAACAGCAUUUACGAGGAUUAUGACGACGAGUCCGCCUUGCCGCCGAGCACCCAGACAAGCCCGUCGAGUACAUUUGCUCAUUCAGCGAUGCACCAUGGAAACCUUGCGGACAAUUCUUUUCUGUCAAGCAUCGCCCGAGGCACUCAAGCUGCGGAUAACCAGGCGCGGGCGAGGAACGUCGUGCCUCGCCAGUCUUAUGACCCGUGGAACGAUAUCUUUUCGGGAGUCUCACUCACGGACAACUUCGACUCGGAAUUGGCAUUCUAUACGUGGCCUGGUGGAGAGGUUUGGGAGGAAUGA